UAGUUUCUCGCAUCAGGUACGUGCCAAGUCUUAAAUUCACUCCCCGCGCUGCGCUGAGGGAGGGCAGACGCUGGUAUCGCGACGGGGGUGUGAGUGAGUGCACCGCCCCAUGAGUAUGUCGCUCAGGAAGCCUUGUGAGAGGAUGACGACCUCACGGCUGCCGGCCUCCAAGGUGGUGGUGCUGCUGCUGGUGGGUGUGAGCGGCGUGGUGCUACUCAUGUACCUCCACCUGGCCAAGGAGGUCUGCACACUGCGGAACUACAUUGAAAGCCACUCCAUGGAGCUGCAGAUGAGCGGGGCAGCACUGGGGCAGGAUGGCAGUGACAGCAGCAUUAGCAGUAGCACGAACAACAAUAACAUCAACAACAACAACAACAUCAACAGCAACUCAGGGCGGGGGCGAGGUGGUGGGGGAGGACGGGGAAAGGGAGGCAGAGGAAGAGGAGGUAGCGGUGUUGGUGGUGGUGGUGGUGGUGGCAGUGGCAGCAGUGGUAACAACAAAGGGCUGGACUUGGACAGCCUGGUGGUGAUCUACAACCGCAUCCCCAAGACCGGCUCCACAUCCUUCAUCGGCCUCGCCUAUGACCUCUGCUCCAAGAACAAGUUCAGUGUGAUCAAUGUGAACACCACCAAGAAGAACCCAACACUGUCCCUCACUGACCAGAUGCGGUUUGUAUACAAUGUUUCAAACUGGGAGGAGAAGAAGCCAGCCAUUUACCAUGGUCAUCUGGGCUACCUGGACUUCCACAGAUUCGGGGCAAAGCUUCAGCCACUCUACAUCAAUGUCGUCCGCAAGCCACUGGAUCGCCUCGUGUCCCACUACUACUUCAUCCGUUAUGGGGAUGACUUGAGGCCGCAGCGAGUGCAGAAGAAGACUGGUGACAAGAUGACCCUGGACGAGUGUGUGGCCAUCCAGCACCAAGACUGCUCCACCACGCACCUCUGGAUGCAGAUUCCCUUCUUCUGUGGACACUAUGCUGAGUGUUGGGUGCCAGGAUCCACCUGGGCCCUGGAACUGGCCAAACACAACCUGGUCCACAACUACUUCCUGGUGGGGGUAACAGAGGAGCUGGAGGAGUUUGUGGCCAUGCUGGAGUACUCCCUCCCACGCAUGUUCAGGGGUGCCCUUGACCUCUAUGUCUCAGGAACCAAGUCACACAUCCGAAAGACCACAAAGAAGAUCAUGCCCUCUGAGGAAACCAUUGCAAAGCUACAAAAUACAAAGGUUUGGCGGCUGGAGAAUGAAUUUUACAACUUUGUGCUUGACCACUUCCACUUCAUCCGCAAGAAGACACUGAUGGAGAGUGACGCAGGAGGACUGGUGGACCGGGGACAAAACUUUGUGUACGGCAAGAUCAAGCCCAGGAAAAGGAUGGAGCCAUGCAAGAACUCAGCCAAAGCAAAGGAUGCAGCAGGAGUAGUGGUGUGCUGAGAGGACGUUUAGUGGUAGUGUGUAGCCUCCUUUCGAUGUAGCUAACACAUAGGGUACUUGACUGCCUUACACUAGUGAACUAAUUUCUCUUUGUAACUCAUCCUCUUGGUGCUACGAGUCGAGGUGUAAAUACCUACUACCAUCUUGUAUGGCAUUUAGUGAUCAUCGUGUCUUGUUCACUCCUUAGGUGGUAGGGCAGCUGUGUUUGUGUCAGAAUUUCAUCUAUCAAUUAAUCUCCAUAUGUCUCUCAGUAACAAGCAGCCACAGAAGGAGUCGAUGGUUCAUCGUCAUGUGAUUCUUUCAUAGCUAUUAGCAGUGUAAGGUCAAUGAUAGUAUUUUUACAAUGGCAGGAAUGAUGCGUUCUCUGUAAAUAUCAUCCAUGUUUGUACAAAUGUUUUGCAUGACUGUAACUUCUGCAGGACUUGGGCAGUGUUUUGUAUUGUCUUACAAGGAAUACCACACCCUUUGCUCCCUGAGGGUUUGAUGCAUCCACAUACUUCAGUGUUUCAUACAUAACAAUCUGCAAGGUAAUGGGUAUAGUUUUGUAGGAAGUGUUAGAGGGCUGAUGCCAUUUGUACGUAUCUAUUUGUAUAUACUAGUGAUGGGCAAGUACUACACAGUAAUGCAGCCUCUAGCAUGGUUAGUACUGAAACAUUCCCUAGUUUAAGUGAGCCAGCCAUUCGUGUUGGUUUUGUACCAGGCCAUCCAGUUUUCUUCCACUUAGCAUAUAAUAUUACUGAGCUGCUACAAAGUACACCACUUUACACAUAGACCACUUGUUCCAUAGACAUGCAUAUUAUAGUACAACUGCAAGUGCUUUUUGUAUGAAUGUAAUAUGUUUUGCAAACCCCAAGAGUGGGACGUGUUUUGCUAAUUGUUUCUUUGUUAUGCCACAAGCAAUCACAUCUGUCACUUGAGUCUGUAGGCUUAUGUUUUGUCUCACUCCAGGCAAAGAACCCCUCAAGCUUUUUGAGAGCCACGCUGUGCCCCACCUCUCCUUGCCAUCUCAUUACUCACUCCCUCACAAGCUGUUGUUGUGGUGGUUGGGGCUAAGCAACUCACCAUUUUUUUUAUCAUUUGCUGCAUAAGGAACAUUUUGCUUAGUUCAUAUACUGUUAGCAUCAUUUGAAACAUAGAUUAUAGUCAAUCUUCGCCCAUCAUAACAGUUGGGUUCUUGGAUCUGUUGUGCAUGGCAAAUUUCUUGCUCAGUGAUUAAGUUUCAUUUGGGUAAAUAAGGUUAGGUUCUCCCAUACCAUCUUCACAACUGGAUUAGUCAGCCCUGCCCUAAAAGCAGCCUGACCUUCUGUCUCCACACUGACUGGUGAUCAGCCACAGCACUCCUUACCAUUCUUCGAGGUUGUCAUUUAUGCUGACAACACCAUCCGAGAGCACCUCCUUUAGCCUUCAGCCUAACAUUCCAUGGGUAAGAUUCUGCAGAAAAGAAGUUACCUCAGCCACUUUGCUGAGAGAAGUGGGAGGAUGAUGAUUUUUAUGUGGUGCACUAUAGUUUUGUCAUUUGCCACCUCAGGACACCUCCAAUGGACAACAGUUAAUGCUGGCAGUGUUGAUGAAAAAAUGUGGUUUUACCAUGUGCCUAAGCAUUCGGUGGCUUUCCCAUUGGCUGUUGGCUACAAGCACUGAAACUGCAGGCUUAAUGAGUUCUGACUUGUCAGUAACAGCAGCCAUUAGAGUUGAGAGUACAGUAGCUGGUUGGUAAACUCUGGAGCCACCUCAGUCCCUCAUACAUUACUAUUUGUGCAGUUGCCAGCUGGCAGUGGCAUGGAGGGUUGUGUGCAGUGGUGUUUUGGCAAUGUGAGUUAGUGCAAAAUGGAUAUGUGUCAAAUAUUGGAUGAUUUACCCAUUCUUGUAAUCACAGGUAUCUUGCUCACCAAAUUUGUGUUCAAUGAGGGCUGAUUAUGUCUGUAUUAUAUUCACACGUGUUUAUAUAUUGGGUUGUAUCUAUUUAUUGUUUUUUAUUUUCUAGAUGGAAGUCUACAUUAAAUAAACUUUAAGCAAACA
This is a messenger RNA of Scylla paramamosain (green mud crab), 3451 nucleotides long. RefSeq names its product heparan sulfate 2-O-sulfotransferase 1-like. The record is from RefSeq and is a predicted model, not a curated record. The coding region runs from base 110 to 1432 and encodes 440 amino acids. Gene Ontology annotation, cellular component: membrane. NCBI's taxonomy places the organism in Eukaryota, Metazoa, Arthropoda, Malacostraca, Decapoda, Portunidae. Gene Ontology annotation, molecular function: heparan sulfate 2-sulfotransferase activity. The transcript has 10 exons.